AUGUACUCGUCUGCUGCUUCGAAGCGCCCCGGCCCAAGGGAUCACCAGAACGGUCCACCGGUGAAGAAACCGUAUGGGGUUCAACAACCACAACAUCAUCAUCACCCACAACAACAACAACAGCAAUUUCAUCAGCAUCAAAGGCAGGGCCAAGUCCCUCAUCAUCAAGGUGCUCCAUCGUCAUCUAGCCACCGAUCUCGACCCGAAAGUCAUCAUCGGAAUUUGGCACAGAUCGUGGAGAACGCUGGUGUGAAUGCGUAUGCUGAAAACUUUUCAAAAAUGAUCUCUCAGCGCAUGAACAACCCGUACAUCAGCCAAUUCAGAUAUCCGUACAUUCACGACGUGAGCUGUUACAGCAAGAUCACGAAGAUAGGUCAGGGAACGUUCGGGUAUGUUAUUUUAAUUUUUGAUUUAAAUCGCAUGAGCCUUCAAUUUAUGAAUUAUUAACAAUUUUUGAAAAUGAAGACCUCAAAAUAGUUUUAUAAUGUUCAUAUUUCCUUGAUAUUGUCGUACCUAAUGUCCCAUUCGAUUUCAGCGAGGUAUUCCAAGCCAAGUGUCAGAGAUCGAAGCGGUAUGUCGCACUGAAGAAGAUCUUAAUGGAAAAUGAGCGAGAGGGAGUAGGUUUAUACUAAUCUUUACUUUAUUCUUGAUUCUUAGUUUCCCAUUACGGCUAUCAGAGAGGUGAAGAUGCUUCAACGCCUGAAACACGAAUACAUUACAGAUCUGAUUGAGAUCUGUAACUCCAAAGGUAAGAUUCUACUCGAGUUUUGUUGUUUUAGGCUUGGUUUGUUUAAAAACACGGUUUUAACUAGUAGUUAUGCUAUAAUGCACCUUUUGGCUGUUUAGAAAUUGAAUUGGUCUAAUUAUUAACUAAUGGUUAACAUAAUUUUAUUCCAUAAAAAUAGAUUGACGACUAAUUUUCCUUUGUUUUAGGUGCAAACUCUCGCGAAAAGUCAAACUUUUAUUUGGUCUUUACCUACUGUGAGUACGAUUUGGCUGGCCUCUUGUCCCAACAGAAUGUCAAACUCGGCCUGGAGGAGGUGAAGAUAUUAAUGAAACAGCUUUUGAGUGGCUUGUUCAAGAUCCACAAGUCCAACAUUCUGCAUCGUGAUAUGAAGGCUGCCAACGUUCUAGUCAGUAACGAAGGAGUGUUGCGAUUGGCUGAUUUUGGACUGUCUCGUCCUAUUUUGAGUGAGUUUUUGUUGUAUUAGAUUUUUAGGGUUGACUGACUUUAUGAUGCAGCUAAAACAUUUGUCAAAAACAAAUGUUCAAAAACAAAUGUUUUAGUUAUGCUAAUUUAAAAAAAUCAUUUUAUCGAUGAGCUUUUGCAGAAUCCUCUAGCAAACAGAACUACACGAACAGAGUCGUGACCUUGUGGUACAGACCUCCCGAACUGUUGCUCGGCUCCAAGAACUACGGCCCUCAGAUCGACAUCUGGGGCGCGGGAUGUAUUAUGGCCGAGUUUUGGACAAGACUGCCGAUUCUGCAAGGAGACACGGAACAGAAACAGCUGGAGAUCAUCCAGAAUGUGUGUGGAGGCAUCAACGAGGAAGUGUGGCCUGAUUGCAAAAACCUCCCCCUCUUCAAACACAUGGACCUGAAACCGAGACAGCCCAGACUCUUGAGGUCGAAGAUGAGUAGUUUCACGAAAGUAAGAGUUUUUAAGAUUAUCUUAGGGUUAAAAUAGCUAAAAUGUUGUUUUUGGAUAUUAUUUUAGUCAUUUUUUGUUUUUUCCGGUUUUCGAAGGUUUUUUGCUUGUUAGAAUGAAAUGAUCUGAUGAUAAUAUGAAGUCGUUUUAAGGAUGAACACGCUUUGAAUUUGUUGGAUAAGCUGUUGACUUUGGACCCAUCACAAAGAGUAGAUGCUGAAAAGGCGUUGGACGACGACUUCUUCUUUGUUGAUCCGAUUCCAACCAAGCCAAACAUCAAACAUGUUGUGGACCUGCUACCGGUUAGUCUACUUCUUGUUUUCUGUUUUUAGGGCCAAAAAUAUGGUAAAUUCUUCUUUGUUUGUCGUUUCUUCGAAUGGUGGUUGAGCGUGGAUUUUGGUUUAGACUAAAACAAAAUUCAAGCCUAAAUUGAAAACCACGUCUAGCAAAAAUAAUUUUAUGUUUUCUUUGUUAUUGUUAAAUUAUUUUUGUUCAAAAUUGAUGAAAAAAUAUUUUUUCAGAAGAAUAUCUUCGAGUUCACGGCCGGCAGAGGCGCCCACGCCAAUCGCCGUCCUCAAAAUCACACCAUGCAAAACGGGAACGCUCAUCGCCAGCAGUCGCGACACCGUCCACAAGACGACCAGCUCACGGACUUGGUCUUCUGA
Molecule: messenger RNA, 2313 nt
Organism: Bursaphelenchus okinawaensis
Lineage: Eukaryota; Metazoa; Nematoda; Chromadorea; Rhabditida; Aphelenchoididae
Source: the annotation of a GenBank genome assembly